Messenger RNA from Coregonus sp. 'balchen', 30502 nucleotides. Lineage: Eukaryota; Metazoa; Chordata; Actinopteri; Salmoniformes; Salmonidae. The record is from the annotation of a GenBank genome assembly.
AUGUUGGAGGUAAAUUAAAUAAUCAAAACAUGUUUAUGCUUUACAUACCAAGUGUCGCCAUCGAUUUUUUGUAGAGACGCCACACCGCUGCUAUUGUCACAUGAGAUGGCAGCAGCUUUCCACUAAAGUGUUUGUGUCCUGGGUGGCAUCCUGGUAAGACUAUUGCAUUAUCCUCUGCGUAGUUGUUGAAGUUCACAACUCGCUGCAAGUCCUCAUGCUUCAGGUGUAACAUUUACAUUUACAUUUUAGUCAUUUAGCAGACACUCUUAUCCAGAGCGACUUACAGUUAGUGAGUGCAUACAUUUUCAUACUGGCCCCCCAUGGGAAUCGAACUCACAACCCUGGCGUUGCAAAUACCAUGCUCUACCAACUGAGCUACACGGGACUGUGCUUGCUUGGGCCAGCUGUCUUUUUGAUGGCCGGCAUUAGACCAUUCUCCUUGUAUGACUGGUGGAGGAGAGUCAGGUGUGUUCUACUGAUGCUGAAAGACAAAUUCCAGACACAAAUAUUUUAGCAUUAUUAUUAUACAAUAGAUAGCUGUAACCUGGCGAAGUGGAGUCUUUUGUUUAGAUGUAGCUAGCUAGAUAGCUAAAGAAUGAACCAUAAUCCAAUCCUUAGAGUACUAGCAAUACAAACCAAUUGUCAUAGCUAGCUAAAGUUAACCAAAUAGGUUCAAUGUUAGCUAGUUAACAUUAGGCUAUAACUAGCAAUACAAAUGGCUUUCUGAGAUAAUAUUACACACAGAUCAUACACGUAAUGUUAGCUAGCAAGCCAGCCACCUAACGUUAACUGGCUUUAGCCAGCCACCAAAAUUAGAAACGUAUAAUAUCUGAAACUGUAGCUAGACUCUUACCAGUAUACAUUGAUGAACGCUUCUCGGCAGACUGCAACGCCUUUCGUUAAAUAGGAAGUCCUGUGUCGUUUCUGUUUUGUUUGUACAGCUUGCUUGGCCCGUUCUGUCAAGUCACUCUGGUUCACACUGACCGUGUGCAAUGCCAUAAGAAUCAUCAGAUCUUUCUCCCUCUCUGUUAAGGAUACCACGGUUGCACGAAAAAACUGCAGUAGAAAGGAUUAUCUACACAUAACAAGCAGCUCAUUUUAUAGACAGAAGAAGAUGCUACACGGCAGACCAAUCCGAAACUCAUCUCGGCAUGUCCAGCACAUUCAUUAUCUCAGCCAAUCAUGGCUAGCGGGAAGGUUCCUGUCUUUUUCUGUGGCUAAACCAAUUAGACUCGUAAUUUAACAACUUUAUUAGUAUUUACAGAUGGCAUACACAUUUGUUAUUAAGGCACAUGAAAGUUAAAAUGUUCCAGAUGGCAUUUAUGAAGAAAAGAAAACGUUCAAAUGCCUCUCCUGUGAAGUCGUGACUUGCGACAUACGCCUACUUUCCUGAAACGAGUCACAAUUAUGCUACCCUCUGCCUAUUGGCUACUUAGCUUAUUCAAGCCUGUCUCAAAAUACAACACUGCCCUUUUAAGACCCCCCCCAAAAAGCUCUUUACCUCACUCGCUUUUCAAAGAUGUCUAGAAAUGUAUACGUUUUGUGCUCUUGUAGGAAGCAAUCAGUCUCCUAUUACUGACUACAAAUUAUCUAUAACUGGGCUAAUAACUCACUAACUAGCAAAGGAUAUGAACAAAAUGUGUACACGUGGCUACAUGCAGCUCUCGCUUUGAUCUCAAAACAAGUGCAUCCUACUCACGACCGCUCAUGCUGUAAACACAGUCAAAGUAAAUGGUACAGAUCCAUAUAUGGCAAUGGUCUAUUUGCAUAUAUGCUUACUGCAGCUCGGAUUGUUUAUGCCACACCGGUCUGCGUAGAGUACGGGCUGAGUAGUGUAUGUCAAUGCAAUAGAAUCCUACUCUAAUGCGUUCUGCCUACAACAAAAUCUCUUGCAUAGUUCGCUUUGUUUUGGUAUUUUGCAUUGAAAGUGACUAAUAUUGCAUUGAUUCGAUCACAAUAGUCCCAGUAAAGGGAAACGUUGAUAGUGUUAACAGGGAAAACUCAGUGGUCACCAACCUUUUCUGAGUCAAGAUCACUUUGGGUCAAAAUGCAAGCCUAGAUCUACUGUUUAGAUUUUUUUUAACAUGACUUAAAAAACAUAAACCUAUGCAACAUUAACCAAUUAAAAACAGUACUGUAGCAAUGAGGUUUGUGCAGUAAGCUAUAGGCCCAAUACAUUAUCACUGCAUAUAAGCUUGGCUUUAAUUGCCCUGCCAAUGCAUUGUUGUUCGGGCCAUUUAUAAAAAUGAUAUUAAAACAUUUGUGGUAGGCUAUAUGAUCACACCGGAAAUAGAUCCGUUGAUGUAUUACUUGUGAAGCACAUACCUUUUAAAUAAUUUGCUUUUUACUUUGAUUUUAUCGCGCUGAUGGUGCCUGCAUCUGUUGGUCAGUCUCAGCGGAGGGAGAGGGCAGCAGACUGAGGGUCCGCCUCUCAAACCAGCCUCAUGCACAAAUUAAUGUUGUUACUCCUAUGAACAGAGAAAGUUAAAUAUUUCUCAAUAUUAAAUAAGACCCAGGCCGCUAAUAAUAACAACAACGCAAGCCUAUAGAUGCACUUUCGUACUAAUUCAUUACUGCUGCAGUGCUUGUUGUAGCGCUGAGUGGAAAUAGGAAGAACGUGCAUUUUAUGGCUUAUAAAAGUGUUGAAUACAAAGUGUUGACAGUGCUGAGUAAGAACUUAAACAUGAACUCACUCAUAAAAACAUCAUCUCUUUGCUGUAUUCGUUGACAAGUCUCUCUCUAGUAAUGGUUUUAAAUGUUUUGAAAUCUCACAGUAUCAACUUUGCUGUAGCUUUCUUUUAUGCCUGCUACUUUACUGCAGACACGGUCAUCUGAUCCAAUUGGCCAGCGGUAGGCCUAUAGUGCACUUGAUUUGCUCUCUGGGUCUGCCGGGAAGGCAGAGUUUGUACCUUCAGAUACAUGAAAUGGUUCAAAAUGGCAACAGUUCGCCUACCCGGCGCGCAGGGCAGCUGAAUCGGGUGCACCUAUUCGCCAAACAUACAGAAUGUUUGGCGAUCGACUAGGAAUGCCUUGGAGAUCGACCGGUUGGUGACCACUGCUCUAGAAAGUUGAGUGAAGUUCAAUCUGGUGCUUCUCUCUGCGCGGUAGUCCUGGGGAGCUGCGCGACAGUCUCGGGGCUACUAUGCGUGCAGCGUAGAGGGAACAUUGACUGUAGGUCUUCUGAUUUAAUCAAAGUGUUGACAAUGGAGUAGUAAACUUAAAGGAUUCUUUAAAGGCCCAGUGCAGUCAAAAUACAUUUUUCCUGUGUUUUAUAUAAUAUUGUAUAAGAGCUGAUGAAACUAACACUGUAAAAGUGUGAAAAAAUGUGAUCAAUGUUAUUUCCUGAUAGUUGCUGGUUGAAAAUACAAUCUAGUAUUUGAAUGUACCAGAGGCCACCAAAAUAGAGCUUGUUUGGCAAACAUUUCUUAACCCGGUGGGGCAGGCCCCCCCCUUCUAUUUGGCUGGCUAUUCCAUAUGCUUGUGGAAAACACUGACACGCACACAGUACGACUCACUUGCUCAAUCAUACAUAGCGGGUCUUCAGGUGGUAAAUAAUUUAUCCAAAACAAAACUUCUCCCUCUCCUUACAUUUUACAUUUACAUUUUAGUCAUUUAGCAGACGCUCUUAUCCAGAGCGACUUACAGUUAGUGAAUACAUAUUAUUAUAUAUAUAUAUAUAUUUUUUUUAUACUGGCCCCCCGUGGGAAUUGAACCCACAACCCUGGCGUUGCAAACGCCAUGCUCUAUCAACUGAGCUACAUCCCUGCCGGCCAUUCCCUCCCCUACCCUGGACGACGCUGGGCCAAUUGUGCGCCGCCCAUGAGUCUCCCGGUCGCGGCCGGCUGCGACAGAGCCUGGAUUCGAACCAGGAUCUCUAGUGGCACAGUUAGCACUGCGAUGCAGUGCCUUAGACCACUGCGCCACUCAGGAGUCCUUCUCUCCUCCCUCUGUUCCUUUCCCACUUCUCAUCUUCACAUCCUCCCCCACUUCCUUCUCAUCCAUUCUGCAGGCGACUGCAGAGCAGAUCCGGCUCGCCCAGAUGAUCUAUGACAAGAAUGAUGCUGAAUUUGAGGACAAAGUGAACCAGGUGAGUGGGCGGGCAUUGCCGAGGCCAUUGUGCCAGCUCUGAAUGAUGGACUGUGUGUGUUGUGGUGUUUGUUUCACAUUAAGUGAUAAUACCUGUGACUGCAUGUGCUAGAAAAAGAAAAGACCAAAAACUAAUUAUUUUGUCAAUUUUAGACAACUUCUGGUUUUUCACCUCAAAUCUAAGACCCUCUCUUUUUCUAAUACUGACUGUUAGUCUAUGAUAGAUUCCCCCCCUCCCGUUCUGUGACUAUGUAUCCAGCCAACUUGAAUGCUUUCGACACCUUGUAGAGUCCAUGUCCCGAUGAAUUGAGGCUGUUCUGAGGGCAAAGGGGGAGGGGGGGGGCAACUCAAUAUUAGGAAGAUGUUCCUUAUGUUUUGUACACUCAGUGUAUAUUCUAUUAUGUUUAUUUGGAUUCAAAUAAAGCACUCAGAUGUGUGUGUAUGUCCACAGCUGAUGGAGGUGACAGGAAAGACCCAGGACGAGUGCAUGGUAGCUCUCCACGACUGCAAUGAGGAUGUCAACAGAGCCAUCAACUUCCUCCUUGAGAGCACCUCUGACACGGUAGGGCAGAGGGGACUGACUCUAACGCUACCUUUCAAUUUCCUUCAGCCUCUUUCCUUCGGGCGGUUAGUCAUCGCUAACUUAGCGUCACCUCAAACACUUUGUUUUCCUAAUAAAUACCACCCUGAAGUAGCUGUCACCCGAACCAUAACAGCUGAGCUUUUCUGCCUUUGUUUUCUGGUUUAGUGAUGCUCAUUGUUGACUCAGGAGAGUGGAGUGGCUGGUGGUAACAUGGUAUGGAAUCUAACCAGUUGCUACAUAGCUUUUUUGUACUGGACUCUUAACCACACACUCACACAUACUAAACUGACACUCCAACACAUGGACACACACAAAACACACACACACACAUGCAUAUUGACGCCACACACACGUACAGUGCAUUCGGAAAGUAUUCAGACCCCUUGACUUUUUCCACAUUUUGUUACGUUACAGCCUUAUUCUAAAAUUGAUUCAAUAAAAAAUGUUCUCAUCAAUCUACACACAAUACCCCAUUAUGACAAAGCGAAAACAGGUAUUUAGACAUAAAAAACAGAUACACUACCGUUCAAAAGUUUGGGGUCACUUAGAAAUGUCCUUGUUGUCAAAAGAAAAUCAUUUUUUUUUGUCCAUUAAAAUAAAAUUGAUCAGAAAUACAGUGUAGACAUUGUUAAUGUUGUGAAUGGCUAUUGUAGCUGGAAACGGCUGAUUUUUAACGGAAUAUCUACAUAGGCGUACAGAGGCCCAUUAUCAGCAACCAUCAGUCCUGUGUUCCAAUGGCACGUUGUGUUUGCUAAUCCAAGUUUAUCAUUUUAAAAGGCUAAUUGAUCAUUAGAAAACCCUUUUUCAACUAUGUUAGCACAGCUGGAAACUGUUGUGCUGAUUAAAGAAGCAAUAAAACUGGCCUUCUUGAGACUAGUUGAGUAUCUGGAGCAUCAGCAAUUGUGGGUUCGAUUACUGGCUCAAAAUGGCCAGAAACAAAUAACUUUCUUCUGAAACUCAUCAGUCUAUUCUUGUUCUUGGAACCACCAAGACUCCUCAUAGAGCUGGCCGCCCGGCAGGGAGGUGACCAAGAACCCGAUGGUCACUCGGAGUUCCUCUGUGGAGAUGGGAGAAUCUUCCAGAAGGACAACCAACUAUGCAGCACUCCACCAAUCAGGCCUUUAUGGUAGAGUGGCCAGACGGGAGCCACUCCUCAGUAAAAGGCACAUGACAACCCGCUUGGAGUUUGCCAAAAGGCACCUAAAGGACUCAGACCAUGAUAAACAAGAUUCUCUGGUCUGAUGAAACCAAGAUUGAACCAAGCGUCACAUCUGGAGGAAACCUGGCACCAUCCCUACGGUGAAGCAUGGUGGUGGCAGCAUCAUGCUGGGGGAUGUUUUUCAGCGGCAGGGACUGGGAGACUAGCCAGGAUCGAGGGAAAGAUGAACGGAGCAAAGUACAGAGAGAUCCUUGAUGCAAACCUGCUCCAGAGCGCUCAGGACCUCAGACUGGGGGCGAAGGUUCACCUUCCAACAGGACAACUACCCUAAGCACACAGCCAAGACAACGCAGGAGUGGCUUCGGGACAAUUCUCUGAAUGUCCUUGAGUGGCACAGCCAGAGCCCGGACUUGAACCCGAUCAAACAUCUCUGGAGAGACCUGAAAAUAGCUGUGCAGCAACGCUCCCCUUCCAACCUGACAGAGCUUGAGAGGAUCAGCAGAGAAGAAUGGGAGAAACUCCCCAAAUACAGGUGUGCCAAGCUUGUAGAGUCAUAUCCAAGAAGACGAGGCUGUAAUAGCUGCCAAAGGUGCUUCAACGAAGUACUGAGUAAAGGGUCUGAAUACUUAUGUAAAUAAAAUAUUUCCGUUUUUUAUUUUUAUACAUUUGCAAAAGAAAAUAAAAACUGUUUUUGCUUUGUCAUUAUUGGUUAUUGUGUGUAGGUUGAUGAGGACAAAAAUAUUUUAAUCAAGUUUAGAAUAAGGCUGUAACGUAACCAAAUGUGGAAAAACUCAAGGGGUCUGAAUACUUUCCGAAUGCACAUUCCUUCACACUCUUCACAUACGCUGCUACUACUCUCUGUUUAUUAUCUAGGCAUAGUCACUUUAUCCCUACCUACAUGUACGCAUUACCUCAAUUACCUCGAUUAACCCCUACCCCUGCAAAUUGACUCAGUACCGGUACCGCUUGUAUAUAGCCUUGUUAUUUUGUGUUACUAUUUUUCCUUUAGGUUAUUUAGCACAUUUUUCUUACUUACAUUUUUAAAACUCUGCAUUGUUGGUUAAGGGCUCGUAAGUAAGCAUUUCACGGUAAGGUCUACACCUUUUGUAUUCGGCGCAUUUGACAAAUAGAAUUUGAUUUGAUCUACAUCUGUUAGAGUUGGAGCACAGAUCUGAUAGGGGCUGUGCAGUGGCAUAAGUGACGGAAAUAUGUUUUUACGUUUUCUACUGGACAGAUGACAUAAUGUCCUUAAUACAGUAAUUGUAUCUACAGUGGAUUGAAUCAGCCUAAAGACUUUUAAAUGUGCUUCAGGCAAUGGAUCUCUUAAUGACCCUUGCCACAGCCCCUUCCAAUCAAGCCCCAUCUAUCCAAGGAAACUGAAACUAGGGGCUUGUGGCAACUGUGCCAGGGGGACUUUUUUUUUCAGGAGAGCAAUAGAAAAAGUAUUAUAGCCUCUGAAUCUAGGAUGAACAACACUUGUCACUUUUUCUGUCAGCGCCAGAUUCAGUAGUAAAAUAAUCCAGGCAUUUCAGAGGAGGGCACAGCAGCACAGAUGGUGAAAUGAGAGAGAUCUCCACUACAGUUACACUGUUGUUUCUUGGAUGUCCUGAAAUAGAAAGUGGGUCAUUUUGCUCCUAUGUAUGUAAUCCUCCCAUGAUAUAAUCAGCUUCUGCUGCCUGCCUGCCCUGUGGUCAUUAACACUUUGAUUUGUCAAUGACAUUGAGACACUGCAGAAGGAGGAGUACAGAGGCCAAAAACAUACGUGUCAAUUCCAUCCAUCCAUUUUUUAUCUUACAUUGACUAUUUUGGACUUUGAAGUUAAUGGGAAAGGAAGAAGUUCAAGCAGUUGUAGACUUUGUAAGAUUUGACUUAACUUUUAUUCCUGCAGUCUGUAGGUCUUUUCCACUCUUUCCCCUCCUCUCCAAUCGCAUCUCCUCUCCCCUUCUCUCACCUCCAUUUCCCUUUUCCUCCCCCUCGCUCUCUCUCAAAGCAAAUUAGGAUCAAUAAGGAGAGAUCAAAAGUCAGUCUCUCUCAUUCAAUUUCAAUUUAAGGGCUUUAUUGGCAUGGGAAACAUGUUUACAUUGCCAAAGCAAGUGAAAUCGAUAAUACAUUUAAGUGAAAUACAUUUUUUUUUUUUUUUUAUACAGUAAACAUUACACUCCAAAAGAAUAAAGACAUUUCAAAUGUCAUAUUAUGUGCAAAUAGUUAAAGUACAAAUGGGGAAAUAAAUAUGGGUUGUAUUUACAAUGGUGUUCUUCACUGGUUGCCCUUUUCUUGUGGCAACAGGUCAUAAAUCUUGAUGCUGUGAUGGCACACUGUGGUAUUUCACCCAAUAGAAAUGGGAGUUUAUCAAAAUUGGGUUUGUUUUUUAAUUCUUUGUGGGUCUGAGGGAAAUAUGUGUCUCUAAUAGGCUCAUACAUUCUCUAUCUCUCUCAGACCUCAUGGGAGACAGUUGGGAAGAAGAAACCCCUAGCGAAGGACGGCCCGGCGGAGGGCAAGGAGAACCGGGAGAAGAAGGGAGGAGAGAGAGAGGGCAGCAGGGGCCGCGGGGGGAGCAAUCGGAGAGGCAGGGGGGCCAGCAACCGCAGUCGCCAGGUUGAGAGAGGUUAGGGGGCCACGGAAUCUCUCAAAUUCUAUGCAUAUGUUAAUAAACGAGGCACUAUACCACUAGGCCUAAUUGAUUACCUAAGAGCCUGGAAGAAUGAGAAGUCAGUAAGCUGUCAAGGAUUUGAGUUAUUCAACCAUGGUGUGGUUAGUACAUUUACAGUCAGUGUUUAUUCUCAUUGGCGAUACUUUGGAUUAGAGAACACUACAUAGAGCACAUACUAAGAAUGAACAGCCAGCCAAUUUGUCAUUAAGCAAUUCAUUCGCCAUCAAUGCACUAUUCAGCAGAAUUGCUUACUAGGCAGCACAUAGCUUUGCCGCCUAUUCUAUGUACUGACCUUAAUCACUAAAUCCUCUCUCUGUUGGUCUCUCCCUACUUCUCUCUCCAUCUCUAUCGCUAUCCCUCUCUCUCUGUCUCCCUCUUUGUCCCUCUCCCCCUCGCUUUCUCGCUCCUUCGCUCUCUUGGUCUCUCUGUGCAGUGCGGCCAGAGGAAAAUGGUAUGGAGGCGGGCCCUGGCCCUUUGGACAGAGGGUCAGAGCGAGGUCGCAGGGGGGGAAGAGGGGGUAGAGGUGAGUGUCAAUUAGUGGCACUUUCUCAUAUGUUCCAGUCAACACUCCCAGGUAACUUAGGUGCUCUCUUAACUUCACACCAUUUUUCUGGUGCCAUGCUUACUGUGUGUUGAGCUUGUGCGGGUCUGUGUGGUUCAGUUGGGUCUGGAGGCAGAGGAAGGGGCAGGGCGCCAGCGGGAAGCAGGUUCUCAGCCCAGGGAAUGGGGUGAGUUCUGUAAUACACAAACACAUACAAACUCGUACACACACAACUGUCCUUUUUUGGUUCCUCGUACACCAGUUUUUCUUAAACCUAAACCACACCUACCCUCAUUCUCUCUCUCCCUCUCCUCAGGACCUUUAACCCAGCGGACUACACCCCAGAACAGGGGACAGGGACCACACAAGGUGACGCUUGGGAGACAGGGGCCAACAACAGCAACAGCACAGACGGGACAGGUGAGGCUUCACACAGAGAAUAACUAAUCUAAUUAGCAUAAUAAUAAUAAUCCCCAUCUAAAUCAGUCUAAGCUAGAUAUCUGUUUUUUUGUUUGUUUGUUUUUUGUUUGUUUUUUUGUACUUUUUACCCCUUUUUCUCCCCAAUUUCGUGAUAUCCAAUUGGUAGUUACAGUCUUGUCCCAUCGCUGCAACUCCCGUACGGACUCGGGAGAGGUGAAGGUCGAGAGCCAUGCGUCCUCCGAAACACGACCCUGACAAGCCGCACUGCUACUUGACACACUGCUCGCUUAACCCGGAAGCCAGCCGCACUGAUGUGUCGGAGGGAACAAUAUCUGUUUUUUUUGCAUGGACUGCGUCUCAAUCCACUGCAUCUGCCAAUGGUGGCCUUCCGCAUCUGCGGUGGAAGGUGGCUGAGCUACAGCGGUGUGUCAGACCAUGCGACAUCCCAUAAAUUGGUCUUCUCACGAAAACGUCUGUAGCAUCUGAAUGGUUUGGUUUACAACUCUAUGGAAAGAUGAGACUCUCACGAACCGGAUGGUGUUCUCUGUUUUGCUCUACGACCCCCACAAGUCUGAAGUUGGUACUGCCGAUCUGUCAACUUCUGUCUAUAGCUUCCGAACAGUUUUGGCUACACGCUAAUAUGACCUCUCUAUGGAAAGGUGAGACUCUCAUGAACAUAUACAUGUCGGUUGUUUUGCUCUAGGACGAUCACAAGACCUGUCUGAAGGUAAGAUCACCAUGCGCAAUGCCAAGCGUCGGCUGGAGUGGUGUAAAGCUUGCGGCCAUUGGACUCUAGAGCAGUGAAAACGCAUUCUCUGGAGUGAUGAAUCACACAGUUUAGUGCACCAAAAUAAUUGUUAAAUAUGGGUAUAAAAAAAAUUCCUGAUCUUAUAUCUCUCAGAUAUAGGACAGACACUUUAAAACAAACUUCCUUUAGAUUUAUUUUUUGACUAUCUGUUUUUCCACGUAUGAAUCUGUUAUUCAAUGUGUUUCUAUGGGCUAAUAGCAGUAAGGCCAAAUUCAAUGGUUAAUUAUUUAUUUUUAUACCUAAAGGGGUGCUAGAAUUCUAAAUUCUUAAAACAAUUCCAGAUGUUAGCUUAGGAGGAAACAAGGGGCGAAUCUCAAUUGCAUUUCCUUGAUUCGUCGCAUCCUCUCUCUUCGUCUCUUUCUCAAAACCCAUUGGAUGAGAAGGUCAGAGGUCCCUCCCCCUCAACUUGUUAUCCAAUGGGUUUUGAGAAAGAGUCAAGGAGAGAGGAUGUGAGGAUUCAAGGAAAUGCAAUUGAGAUUCUCCUCUGGUUUCCUCCAUUUCUCACCUCCGCUCCUCUCCCCCACUGUGCUUUGAGAGGAAGGUCCUCCCUUUGGGCUCGAAUGCACUUUCAAGGACAGCGGACGCAAGCAUUUGACGGCUAGUUUUCAGACUCAGACACGCACACCAAUGCUUAAAGAGUUUACUGAUUAUUUCAUUAUUGAUUAUUAUUAAUAUUGUCAAUGAUUUUCUUGGUAGAACCCACUGUAUUAUUGUAUUAUGUUAUUAUAUCAAUCAAAAUAUAGAAGCUCUUGUUUAUCUUUUCCAUUCUUCAGGAAUGUUUAGCAUGGCUAUAAAUGAUAGAGAAGUUGACUAAAGCACAAACAGACCUUGUUUCUAGGCUUGACAAAGAAACAUGCGGUGUCCAUGUUUCAAGUGACAUUUUGAAUGACAUAUAGAUGUUCUGUUGUUGCUAGGUGGAAUUAUGUUCUCAUUGUGCCUAACUAGACUUUUAUUCCUGUAACUACUCAUGUGAAGCUGCAAGAAAAUCAUAUUUAAAUGUAUAUCAAACUAUUUUGAAAUUUUGACCCUGAUGUCACAAAUUGGGCCCUUUAUUUAUAGAAAGACCCAUAUGCUCUUGUAUAGUUUACUGCAAUUUUGUAUUUGUAAUGUGACCUUAUAGACUGUUGCUAGGGAAAUGUCCCUAGCAAUGCCCCUGAAUUACAGUCCAUAUUCGCAAACGCCUCUCCAAUAAGCCCCUGUGUUCUUUCUGUUCAUCUCUGACCUCUGACCUCUGACCCCUCUCUGGUGUACCCCUGCAGUGGCCUGGAGGAGUACUCUGGAGGACUGGGCUGCUGAGGACUGGAGCGAAGAGUUGAGUGUGAGUCUGGGUAAUGGGUAAUGGGGACUGGGGAGUAGUAGUGGUCAGGGGGUGGAAGGAGCUUUCAGUCUUAUGUUCACAUUUUGACAUUUAUUUUCCAGAUGGAACACAUACAUGUCCAGGGCUGUAAAGUGCGACGAUUUUGGUCGCAUAUGCUCCUUAAUAUUCUGGUGUGCGACCUGUAAUUUUAAAAUGGGAGGUCCAGUGUGCCUAGAAAAAAAAUCACCCACAUAAUAAUUGUUGUAACCUUUAUUACCUCAUUAGCUAGCUAGCUAGCUAACAACCUGGUAACUUGACCAGUAUAUCCAAACAUUUGAUGGCACAGAAAGAAAGGAAAAAGGAUAGCUUCUUCAGAAGAUCAAUGAUCAUAACAAUAAAUGAAUGACAGCUCUUGCAUGUUGUCCUCAUAAACUUUCUUAAAGAUGUUGUCCUCUGUAGCUCAAUUGGUAGAGCAUGGCGCUUGUAACGCCAGGGUAGUGGGUUCGAUCCCCGGGACCACCCAUACGUAAAAAUGUAUGCACACAUGACUGUAAGUCGCUUUGGAUAAAAGCGUCUGCUAAAUGGCAUAUUAUUAUUAUUGUUAUUAUUAAAGAGAAGGUGUACAAUUUUCUAUGUAAUGCAUCUCAAUAGGAAAAUUGUUAUUUUACAUAAUGUAGAAACCUAAUAUUCCACAAAUGACUUUUAUUUCAAUUACAUUUGAGCUUUUUAUAAUAAACAAACGUAUUUACAGGGUUAGAUAUUCGUUUGUAGGGAGCAACGUGCUUCAGAAGUAGCUGGAAUUAAUAUAGGCUAUAUCGAUUAAACAAUAUCUUAUUUUCUGGUGCUCCUGAAUUUUAUGUUGUUCUCCUAACCUUUUAAAGUUGGGAGCACCAGUGCUACCAUUGAAAUGUUUUAAUUUCGAGCCUUGUACAACAGUUUACUAGUUCAUACAGUGUGAGGUUUAUGCUAGUUCAAAUGAAACGUUCCUUGAAGUGGACAUUGUCAGAUCAGCUGUUUUGGAUGGUCAUUUAACAAAACUAUAGUUAACCUUAUGUCUCACAACUUGGCCUAUUGCAUUUGUCAAUAACCCUCUCUCUGUCUCCCCUUAGCUCUCAGAGACCAAAGUGUUCACCGCCUCAAGUGCACCUGCACCUCAGAACCACAUCACACCUGGGCAAAGGUAACUCCCCGCUCAACAUCCGCACAACUAGCUAGGGCACCCACCCGUCACAUGUCAACACUGCUUUUGGUGUUGGGACAAUACCAGCCCAGUGGUGCACAAAACAACAGCUUGACCUCUUUGCCAGGUUUAUUCCAUGGAGUGAUAUGUUUGACCCAGCUGCUUUGGUAGAUCCAUUUGGAUGUGCACAAUAAUUAGGAAGGAUGUAUGGAUCCUUCCCUUGAGACAUGGUCCCCAUUAUGACUGUGUUGAUUUAAUCAGACUUUCUCCAUAAUGGGUAUGUGUGUUAUAGAAAUAGUAUAAUGUGUUGUAAUAAUUGUAUGUAUGUGUGUCUCCUGUAGUCUGGACCUGGCCUCUCUGCUGCAGAAGCCAGUGGGAGAAGGAGUGGAUGCCCCCUCCUCUCAGAGCCUGGUUUUCACCAACUCCCACCAUCAUCCCCCCCGCAACGGGUCGGCUAUCGGCACGGGCAGCACCAGCUACGCACACGCCGCCCUGGUGAGCCGUACUCCUGCCGUUAAAACUUUUCGGAUACAUACACCACAUGACCAAAAGUAUGUGGACACCUGCUCGUCGAACAUCUCAUUCCAAAACCAUGGGCAUUAAUAUGGAGUUGGUCCCCCCUUUGCUGCUAUAACAGCCUCCACUCUUCUGGGAAGGCUUUCCACUAGAUGUUGGAACAUUGCUGCGGGGACUUACUUCCAUUCAGCCACGAGCAUUAGUGAGGUCAGGCACUGAUGUUGGGUGAUUAGGCCUGGAUCGCAGUCAGCGUUCCAAUUCAUCCCAAAGGUGUUCGAUGGGGUUGAGGUCAGGGCUCUGUCCAUUUCUAUAUGGACCUCACUUUGUGCAUGGGGCAUUGUCAUGCUGAACAGGAAAGGGCCUUCCCCAAACUGUUGCCACAAAGUUGGAUGCACAAAAUCCUCUAGAAUGUCAUUGUAUGCGGUAGCGUUAAGAUUUCCCCUCACUGGAACUAAGGGGCCUAGUCCGAACCAUGAAAAACAGCCCCAGACCAUUAUUCCUCCUCCACCAAACUUUACAGUUGGCACUAUGCAUUGGGGCAGGUAGCGUUCUCCUGGCAUCCGCCAAACCCAUAUUCGUCCGUCGGACUGCCAGAUGGUGAAGCGUGAUUCAUCACUCCAGAGAAUGCGUUUUCACUGUUCCAGAGGCCAAUGGCGGCGAUCUUUACACCACUCCAGCCUACGCUUGGCAUUGCGCAUGGUGAUAGGCUUGCGUGUGGCUGCUCGGCCAUGGAAACCUAUUUCAUGAAGCUCCCGACAAACAGUUAUUGUGCUGGUGGCAUCCUACGACGGUGCCACGUUGAAAGUCACUGAGCCCUUCAGUAAGGCCAUUCUACUGCCAAUGUUUGUCUAUGGAGAUUGCAUGGCUGUGUGCUCGAUUUUAUGUGGCUGAAAUAGCCAAAUCCACUAAUUUGAAAGGGUGUCCACAUACUUCGGAAAGUAUUCAGACCCCUUGACUUUUUCCACAUUUUGUUACGUUACAGCCUUAUUCUAAAAUGGAUGAAAUAAAGAAAAAUCCUCAGCAAUCUACACACAAUACCCCAUAACAACAAAGCGGAAAUACGUUUUAAAAAACAGAAAUACCUUAUUUACAUAAGUAUUCAGACCUUUUGCUAUGAGACUCGAAAUUGAGCUCAGGUGCAUCCUGUUUCCAUUGAUCAUCCUUGAUGUUUCUACAACUUGAGUCCACCUGUGGCAAAUUCAAUUGAUUGGACAUGAUUUGGAAAGGCACACACCUGUCUAUAUAAGGUCCCACAGUUGACCGUGCAUGUCAGAGCAAAAACCAAGCCAUGAGGUCGAAGGAAUUGUCCGUAGAGCUCCGAGACAGGAUUGUGUCGAGACACAGAUCUGGGGAAGGGUACCAAAACAUGUCUGCAGCUUUGAAGGUCCCCAAGAACACAGUGGCCUCCAUAAUUCUUAAAUGGAACAAAUUUGGAACCACCAAGACUCUUCCUAGAGCUGGCCGCCUGGCCAAACUGAGCAAUCGGGGGAGAAGGGUCUUGGUCAGGGAGGUGACCAAGAACCCGAUGGUCACUAUGACAGAGCUCUAGAGUUCCUCUGUGGAGAUGGGAGAACCUUCCAGAAGGACAACCAUCUCUGCAGCACUCCACCAAUCAGGCCUUUAUGGUAGAGUGACCAGACGGAAGCCACUCCUCAGUAAAAGGCACAUGACAGCCCGCUUGGAGUUUGCCAAAAGGCACCUAAAGACUCUCAGACCAUAAGAAACAAGAUUCUCUGGUCUGAUGAAACCAAGAUUGAAAUCUUUGGCCUGAAUGCCAAGCGUCACAUCUGGAGGAAACCUGGUACCAUCCCUACGGUGAAGCACGGUGGUGGCAGCUUCAUGCUGGGGGGAAUGUUUUUCAGCGGCAGGGACAGGGAGACUAGUCAGGAUCGAGGCAAAGAUGAACGGAGCAAAGUACAGAGAGAUCCUUGAUGAAAACCUGCUCCAGAGAGCUCAGGACCGCAGACUGGGGCGAAGGUUCACCUUCCAACAGGACAACGACCCUAAGCACACAGCCAAGACAACGCAGGAGUGGCUUCGGGACAAGUCUCUGAAUGUCCUUGAGUGGCCCAGCCAGAGCCCGGACUUGAACCCGAUCGAACAUCUCUGGAGAGACCUGAAAAUAGCUUUGUAGCAACGCUCCCCAUCCAACCUGACAGAGUUUGAGAGGAUCUACAGAGAAGAAUGGUAGAAACUCCCCAAAUACAGGUGUGCAAAGCUUGUAGCGUCAUACACAAGAAGACUCAAGGCUGUAAUUGCUGCCAAAGCUGCUUCAACGAAGUAGUGAAUAAAGGGUCUGAAUACUUAUGUAAAUGUGAUAUUUCCGUUUUGAUUAGGGAACAAAACAAUUUAAUCAAUGUUAGAAUAAGGCUGUAACCUAACAAAUUGUGGAAAAAGUCAAGGGGUUUGAAUACUUUCCGAAGGCACUGUAUAGUGUAUUUCCCUUACUUGAUCGCCAUAUUUUGCUUGUAUUAACAUAGGGCCACAUUCAUUCUGCAAAUAUUUCUUAAACAAUGUACAAACCCUCCAAUCCAACUCUCUCCUUCUGUCUGCCAGUCGUCAGUGCUGGGGGCAGGUUUCGGGGACCUGGGCCAGUCUAAGAGGAGUCAGUCCAGUCCGGGGGCCCAGAUCUUGGAGCAGCUGAAGGGCCCGGGCCUGGGUCCUCUCCCCUCCUCCCAGGCAGCCCCCCCUCCCAGCACGCAGGGGGCCAGCAACACCUCUCUGGGGAGUAGACUCCCAGGGCUAGGAGGAGCCCCCCCUGUUCUCCCUCCGCCUUCCACUUCAAGCUGGGAUGUCAAGGCCCCAGAGCCCAGCGCCACCACGUCCUCACACACCUCACACUUCAGCCGUGAGUCGCACACACUCAAACACUUUUUAUCCGAUUUUUAUUAGAGAUUUACCUAAAUCAUCUAUCAUUUCAAAUACCUGGCAUAUGGCUUUUCUUUGUUAAAUGGCCAUGCGUCUAUGUGGUGGUUGUGUCCAUAUGCCUGGCUGAUCUGUAUUUGUGUGUGUUUGCCCUCCAGGGGAGUUUAAGCUGAAGCCUGAGCCAUCCCUGGUGCUGAGCCAGCUGGCUCAGAGACACUGCGCCCCCUCCCUUCCCCUUGUGCGCCAGCCCAGCCCCCCGCCAGCCCAAUCCCCCUCCCCCAUCCAGGGACCCCCCCAGGCCGCCAUCGGUGCCAAGCCUGCCCCCAGCGCAGGGCCGGACCCUCAAGGCAGCAGCCCGCUGCAGCAGCACCGCGUUCCGCAGCUAAAGGCCCAGAAACGAAGGAUACCUCCCACCUCCAAGGUAAAAGGAACCAUAGACAAGUAUUUCCUCGAUUCCCUGUGUGUGUUCAAGGAAUCAAGGACGGUAGGAAUCAAGGAAAGAAUUGGGCUUCACUCACUAUGUAGGACAGGGAUGGUCAACAUUGGCUAUCAAGGCUCUUGUUUUAGGCCAGUACUAACACACCUGAUUGAUCUAAUCCAAGUCUUGAUGCUUAAUUGAUCAAUUCCCAGCAUUGAAGAGCACUGCUUUAAAUGAAGAAGCUAAGUGUUUGAGGGGAUUGGGGAUCAAGAUUAUCAAAUUUGUGCAGAUCCUUACACAGGCCGAUCCUCUCAAAUGCAAGGAUUGUGAAUAAUACAAAUAAUGAUGUUUCCGACAAUGAGUCCCCUCUGAGUGAGAGCUUUCCCCUCCACUCCAGAUCCCCUCGUCGGCGGUGGAAAUGCCUGGCUCUGCCGACGUCCCCGGUCUUAAUGUUCAGUUCGGAGCGCUGGACUUUGGCUCGGAGGCGGCCCUGCCGGACUUUGGCCCUGUGGAGACGUGUGUCACCGGGGGCUCCAGGGAAUCCACCCCGGCGCCACAGAGCCAGACCAGCCUCUAUUCCAAUCCCAUCAGGUGGGUCACAAUAUCCACCAUGGGUGUAUGUUUGAAAUGAGGUGAAAGUUGCAGAGAGAAAAAGUAACGAGUUUACAUGAUUCCACAUUUUGCCUCACAGACAGUCCUAUCUCUUCUGCACAAUAUUUUUGUUAUUCUAUGUUAUAUUCUAUGUUUGUGUAUAUUCUGUUAUUUUGCACUCCUAAACAGACCCCAGGAGUAGUCAACAGAUUGAAGACCAUGCUAGCUCACCCUAGAAGUGUAUAUGAAGUCUUCAUAUUAUACAUUUUCAAUUGUCUCGACAUAGUUUAACUAAAACCUCCUUCUCGGGUUUGUCUCCAGUGAAUCUAUGAGCACCUCUCUCUCCGUCCCCCUCCCUCUCUCAUCCUCUGAGCCCGUCUACCACUCCCCGUCGGUGCCCAUGCCCAGCCUCGCCCCCUCCUCUAUGGGUACGGUCAGCUCCUCCACUUCCUCCUCCUCCAUCUCCUCCUCGGUGCCCUCCUCUUCCACAUCUCCCUUUGUCUCAGUGGGGAGCGGUUAUGACUGUGGGCCUGUGGCACCUCACUCACGCCUGGCCUUCUCCCAGAGCAAAGAGGCACCCGGGCCAAUCAUGGUGAGUUUAAGUUGGGCUAAUGUAAGCCAUAACGAACACACUGCAGGCCACCAGGGUGGUAUUCAUUAGGCACCAAACGGAAGAAAACGUCCAGAAACCGGGAUAGACUACCUGAACUUGUCCUAUAAGAAUAGCUUGUUUUUGUGUUCUGUUGCAGAAGGUUUUGGCUACGGUGUGCCCUAAUGAACAGGACCCAGACCUCCCACACAGGCUCAGUGUCCUGGGUUGUGCAAUAAUGAGAUACAUCAUUUGUUGUGUAUGAAAUAUGAAUGCAUUUUGCACUGUUGGGAUAAUAAAGAUAAGUUGACAUGGGUGAAGAAUCCAAUGUUAACUUUGUCGUUUGCUCGUCUCAACAGAACGGUCUGAACGGUGUGAGGACGUCUGCUAUGGACCGUAAGUUACACAUUUCAUUAAUUCAUUCAGUGCUGCUCUUUUUGUCAGUUGACCUCAGGAUUUGUGUUGUAAUUGAUUGUUUCCCUCUCUCUAUCCCCAGCUUCGUCAGCCUCUACGCCAAAGCCAGAGUCUCCCUCUCUGAGCAUCAGUACCAGCAGUGCCCCUGCCCCCUCUGCACUCAUGCCCUCCUCCAUACCCCCCCACAGCUCAGCACUCCCCAGUCUGCCACACGACAUGCCCUCUGCCAGCCUGGCGACACUCAGCAGGUUACACGCACUUGCCUUUACGUCUUAGAAUGUGUGCUUGUAUUGAUGUGAGUUAGAGACAAUUUAUAUAUACAGAAUUCAAGUUUGCCAUUAUAGGCUAGAAAUGCAGUUACUUUCUUGUAUAUAGUGAUAUUAAUAAGCUUGAUCAUGAAUAUAUCUAAAUCAAGAGCAGAAGGCAAAUGGUGAUAAUGAAGAUACAGUGAUGGGUAGAUAUUAAGGACAUUCAUUAAUGUAUCUCUCCCUCUCUUCUCUCUCUCUACAUUGUAGCCAUGGCAGCAGUAGUCAUUCCUCUCUCACUGUGAGUACUGGUCAACAGACACACGUACACACACGCUUCUUUAAGAGAUGACCAUGCAGAGUACAACCUCCUCUGUAACUAACUCUCUCGGUUUCUCUCUCCUUCUCUCACUCUACCUCUCUCUGUGUAGUAUACCAGUGUGGACAGUAGUGUGAGCUCUCUGGCACCUUCGUCUGGCUCCUACUCCUCUGCCCCAGCCCAGGCCCCAGCCCAGUCGCCCCACCAGGUCAACAGCAGCAUGGCUCACGUCAUGGGCACCAUGAGCCACAUGAACAGCAUGGUCAGUAGCAUGGGUGGUAGCGGGCUUCACACCAGCCAAGCACUGGGGCUUAGUGCCAACGGGACCACGGCCCAAUCGAACCUCUCCUCCGUCCCCAGGACCGCACCGCUGCUCUCCUCCUCAACUGGUACGCUCAAACACACACACAAACACACAAACAUACAUGAAUAUACGCACACACACUAAUGUAUAUACAUACUCGUACAGUCACGUUCACCUACGUAUUAAAACAGAAACGUAAAGCCUAUAACUGAAACAGUAAUUCUGUCUAGAUAGCAGUGUGUGAGUGUGUUUGUCCUUGUGUUUUUCAGGUAAAGCUCCUCCUAACCUGUCUCAGGGGGUGCCACCACUACUGCCCAACCAGUACAUCAUGGGCCCAGGAGGCCUGCUGCCUGCCUACCCGGUAACUAUUUUGUGUGUGUGUGUGUGUGUCACUGAAAGUAGUCAAUAGGCCAGGAGAGACAAAGUAAAGAAACAUCUGUCUUUUGUUAUUUGGGUGUACGAUCUAUUCAAGUGACUGUACUGGCCCUGUGUUCCACAGCAGAUCUAUGGCUAUGAGGACCUCCACAUGCUACAGUCCAGACUUCCUAUGGUGAGUCUCAAUCAAUGAUUAAAUGUACACUAGAUGACUGACAGGGGGCGCUGUUUUGAAGCCACCUCGCCUCAAUCUUGGCACUUGGCACUUCCCACAUAUUGUUUUUGCAUUAAUAUGAAAAGUGUAUUCUAAAAUAUUAAAAUACUGUAUGUCAUGUCUCAAAAUCGAUGUCUAUCUUACCUCUAUAUUGUUUUAUGUCCUCUGGAUUGGAGAAGAAAGAUGACGAGUUAAACAGUGAGCCUGUCAGUUGGCCUUAAUUCUGGCACAGCAUCCAGCCUAGCUGACGCAAUGCUAUUUUCCUGAUUUUUGACCCCAAAAAAAUUCUGGCCUCCAUUGAUUUAGUCACCCAAUUUUGGCCAUCCUACAAGGGUAAAAACUUCCAUUACUUUUGAACGGAUGAUGAUAGAGACAUGAGGUUUGGACCACUGGUUUUCUUAGAGGGUUAUCUACACAAGUAACAUAUUAUUUUACCCAUUUAUCAAAAUAUGCGUUUUUGAUUGGACACCCUACUCUACUAGUCUGGGGUACCAGUCUUUUUAGCUAACAGACUGGCCUUUCGGCAAUCUCAACGUUCAAUAUGCAGGAGGAUUUACGGCGCAGUUGCUGAUUGGUAGUUGGAAACAACAUUUCUAUUUUCCAUGACAACGUUAUGGAACAUGGGGUGCGUGCAAAUUUGGCGCAAUAUAGAAUUAGAAUUUUAAGAACAACAAUCAACAAUACCGUUACAACUUGCUGUGGUCAUUCCCUUGUGAGAAGGCAGUGUCAAUGCAUGAACAUGUUGUUCAAAGUGGCAAGAGAGGACUCCGUAUUGAGAGAGAGAGAAAUAAUGAUACGGAAAAUACUGUAUUAGCCCAUGAGAUUCAAUCGAGCAAAACUGGCACUUGUCGUCAUUCCUCGUACUUGCUGAUCGUGACUGAUUUCAACAUCAAGUCUAGAAGAUAAAAGGCUGCACUGAUAACUCGUGCUUGGCUGCCAAAUGUACAGGUGGCUGCCAAAUGUACAGGUGUCCCCAUAGGCCUAAUAUUUAAAAUUGAGGAAAUAUGAUCAUAAUCAUUAUUUUAGUGAUCCACGUUAGACGUCACUCCUAAUGAAAAGGCUACCCAUCCUGCUGAUGUGAGCUGCCGGACAGUGCACUUGCACUUGAUAUGUGUUUAUGGAUGAGAACGUGAGCUUGCCAUUUCCAAAAAGGAGCUCAGUCCCUGCUUUGCGAUCCGUUGAAUACGUCAACAGCCAGGGUCUCAAAUAGACCUAGGCACUACACCUUUUUUAUUGCACAUUUAAUUAAACUGACACAUUUGUGGAUGUUCGACUUCAAUUCAUUGGCAUAAAACGUGCGUCAGACAAAAAUGCAUUGCACAGGUGGUGAACACCUUAAUUCAGUGUAGUAGGCUAGGCCUAAUAUGUGCAAUUCGGAAUGUGUUCAGACCCCUUGACUUUUUCCACAUUUUGUUAUGUUAGCCUUAUUCUAAAAUUGAUUAAAUAAAUUGUUUUCCUCAUCAAUCUACACACAAUACCCUAUAAUGACAAAGCGAAAACAGGUUUUUAGAAUUUUGCACAUUUAUUACAACUAAAAAACUGAAAUACCUUAUUUACUUAAGUAUUCAGACCCUUUGCUAUGAGACUCAAAAUUGAACUCAGGUGCAUCCUGUUUCCAUUGAUCAUCCUUGAUGUUUCUACAACUUGAUUGGAGUCCACCUGUGGUAAAUUCAGUUGAUUGGACAUGAUUUGGAAAGGCACACGUAGAGCUCAGAGACAGGAUUGUGUCGAGGCACAGAUCUGGCGAAGGGCACCAAACAUUUUUGCAUCAUUGAAGGUCCACAAGAACACCGUGGCCUCCAUCAUUCUUAAAUGGAAGAAGUUUGGAACCACCAAGACUCUUCCUAGACCUGGCCGGCCGGCCAAACUCAGCAAUCGGGGGAGAAGGACCUUGGCCACCAAGAACCUGAUGGUCACUCUGACAGAGCUCCAGAGUUCCUCUUUGGAGAUGGGAGAACUUUCCAAAAGGACAACAAUCUCUGCAGCAUUCCACCAAUCAGGCCUUUAUGGUGGCCAGACAGAAGCCACUCCUCAGUAAAAGGCACACGACAGACCACUUUGAGUUUGCCAAAAGGCACAUAAAGGACUUUCAGACCUUGAGAAACAAGACUAUCUGGUCUGAUGAAACUAAGAUUUAACUCUUUGGCCUACGGUGAAGCAUGGUGGUGGCUGCAUCAUGCUGUGGGGAUGUUUUUCAGCAGCAGGGACUGGGAGACUAGUCAGGAUCGAGGGAAAGAUGAACGGAGCAAAGUACAGAGAGAUCCUUGAAGAAAACCUGCUCCAGAGAGCUCAGGACCUCACACUGGGGCAAAGGUUCACCUUCCAACAGGACAACAACCCUAAGCACACAGUCAAGACAACGCAGGAGUGGCUUCGGGACGAGUCUCUGAAUGUCCUUGAGUGGCCCAGCCAGAGCCCAGACUUGAACCCGAUCGAACAUCUCUGGAGACACCUGGAAAUAGCUGUGCAGCGACGCUCCCCAUCCAACCUGACAGAGCUUGAGAGGAUCUGCAGAGAAGAAUGGGAGAAACUCCCCAAAUACAAGUGUGCCAAGCUUGUAGCGUCGUACCCAAGAAGACUCAAGGCUGUAAUCACUGCCAAAGGUGCUUCAACAUUACACAGGAAGCGGCACAGGUCCUAAUCCAGGCACUUGUCAUCUCCCGUCUGGACUACUGCAACUCGCUGUUGGCUGGCCUCCCUGCCUGUGCCAUUAAACCCCUACAACUCAUCCAGAAUGCCGCUGCCCGUCUGGUGUUCAACCUUCCCAAGUUCUCUCACGUCACCCCCCUCCUCCGCACACUCCACUGGCUUCCAGUUGAAGCUCGCAUCCGCUACAAGACCAUGGUGCUUGCCUAUGGAGCAGUGAGGGGAACGGCACCUCUGUACCUUCGGGCUCUGAUCAGUCCCUACACCCAAACGAGGGCAUUGCGUUCAUCCACCUCUGGCCUGCUGGCUCCCCUUCCUCUGCGGAAGCAUAGUUCCCGCUCAGCCCAGUCAAAACUGUUCGCUGCUCUGGCACCCCAAUGGUGGAACAAGCUCCCUCACGACGCCAGGACAGCGGAGUCACUCACCACCUUCCGGAGACAUUUGAAACCCCACCUCUUUAAGGAAUACGGGUCUAAAUACUUAUGUAAAUGUAUAUUUCUGUUUUUUAUUUGUAAUAAAUUAGCAAGCAUUUCUAAAAACCUGUUUUUGCUUUGUCAUUAUUUUUUUUACAUCAAUUUUAGAAUAAGGCUGUAAUGUAACAAUGUGUAAAAAAUCUAAGGGUCUGAAUACUUUCCGAAUGCACUGUAGGCUAGCAUACGAAUGGUAGUUUAAUAGCCUUACACAUCUGUCUUCACUGUUCCUUUCUUGCACAAUUCAUGUGUCUCCGCUGGCAUCUCCAUUGUCCUCUCUCUCUUCCAUCCUCACUCUAUUCCUCUUAUAGCUCUUGAACCAGUAGCCUAUCCCAAUGCGUGUCCCAGAAGUAGCAAUAUAUACUGAGCAAAAAUAUAAACGCAACAUGUAAAGUGUUGGUCCCAUGUAUCAUGAGCUAAAAUAAAAGAUCCCAGAUAUUUUCCAUACGCACAAAAAGCUUAUUUCUCUCUGAUUUUGUGCACAAAUUUGUUUACAUCCCUGUUAGUGAGCAUUUCUCCUUUGCCAAGAUAACCCAUCCAGCUGACAGGUGUGGCAUAUCAAGAAGCUGAUUAAACAGCAUGAUAAUUACAUGGGUUCCCCUUGUGCUGGGGACAAUAAAAGGCCACUCUAAAAUGUGCAGUUUUGUCACGCAACACAAUGCCACAGAUGUCUCAAGUUUUGAGGGGGCGCGCAAUUGGCAUGCUGACUGCAGGAAUGUCCACCAGAGCUGUUGCCAGAGAAUUGAAUGUUCAUUUCUCUACCAUAAGCCCGGACUUUUAGAGAAUUUGUCAGUACAUCCAACCGGCCUCACAACCGCAGACCACGUGUAACCACACAAGCCCAGGACCUCCACAUCCGGCUUCUUCACCUGCAGGAUCGUCUGAGGAGCGGUGCUGAGGAGUAUUUCUGUCUGUAAUAAAGCCCUUUUGUGGGGAAAAACUCAUUCCGAUUGGCUGGGUCUGGCUCCCCAGUGGGUGGGCCUAUGAAUUUAUUUCAAUUGACUGAUUUCCUUCUAUGAAAUGUAACUCAGUAAAAUCUUUGAAAUUGUUGCAUGUUGCGUUUAUAUUUUUGUUCAGUAUAGUUUGGUCACUUAAAAAAAAAUAUAUAUAAUUUGAGGAAAGAAGCACCUUGCUCUUGCUUGCUGGAUAUAAAAUAGGCUACAGUGUUCACACAGUGAACUGGCGGCAAAGUUUGAAUGGCGAGAGCUUCUCUGGUGUGUUGUGAUCACAUUGGCUGGUGGUAAAAAUGCAAUAAAGGGGAAUCCUCUGUUUUUCCCGCAACCAAAUGUUUAUGUUUACAAUUAAAUGUAUUAGGUCAGAAUGUCCAAUGUUAGAAUGUUUCCAUUCAAAUCUAUGAAAUAAGUUAGAUUGUUUUCCUAUCAGUCUAAUUUGCAUAAACAUUGGGAUUCGAUGAUAGCUGUGAGGGUUAUCGAAUCAGAAUCAAAUCCUCUGAUCUCCUCAAGCUCAUUAAUGAUAGAGUGUCAAGGAGUGGAAAGGAGUGGAAUGUAAUAGCUGAACAGAGACGGCAACCAGUCUACUACUCUACUGCCAUUCAUUCCAAUUAGACAGGUUUGGAUUUCUCCCUGACCACAAUGGCUGCCAUUUUCGGACAAUUCUGGAACUUUUAGGGUUUAUGACAUAACCCCUCUAGUAAUUUAAUAGGAUCUCUAUGUUUCUGAUCCUGUCUCUCUCUGUGUAAAGCCCUCUUUGCAGGAUUACUACGGAAUCACAUUCCCUGGUCCCACAGCACUCUCUGGCAGAGAUGGGAGCCUCGCCAAUAACCCUUACUCAGGUAAGCAACUCUGGCAGCGCUACUCUCAAACCGGGUUGGUCAACUUUUUUUAAAAAACUUUUGGAACUAGGUCCAGGAAUUAUAAACUAGUUUGAAAAUAAUUCCAUGACUAGGGAGCUAAGGGGGGGAAAAAAGGGAAAAUCGUUAAUGUUUAGUCUGCUAAAAUAGUAACAGGUACGAUCACAUGCCCCUGCCUCCGCAGGUGAAGUCACAAAGUUUGGCAGGGGUGACUCCACCUCCCCUGCGCCUAGCAGCUUGUCGGCCCAACAGCAGCCACAACAGGGCCAGAGCCAAGGGCAGAGCCAGGCCCAGCCUCAACCCCCCCAGCCCCAGCCUCAAGGCCAGCCCCAGGGCCACCACAGCAGCCAGCAGCAGCAGGCCUUCCUCCCACCAGGCUACAGCUACACAGGCCUGCCCUACUACCCCGGGAUGCCUGGCGCUGCCUUCCAGUACGGCCACACCAUGUUCAUGCCCCAGGGACAGGGGCCAGCCAAGCAGCAUGGUGUGGGUCUGGGCAACCCCUCAGCCAGCCCCUUCCAGCAGCAGCAGCCCAGCGGCUACGGCCAGCACACCUUCAGCUCAGGUUGGUUACCGUGAGAGAGGGAGACACACACACACCAACAAUCUAGUUGAACACUGUGGAAAAGACAGAGUUGAUAUCAGUAUGUUGUUGUUUUGGUCUCAGGGUAUGAGGACCUGACCCAGGGCCAAGCAGGAGUAGACUAUAGCAAGGGCUACAGCAACUCCUCCCAGAGCCAGGCCAAAUCUGCUGCUACAGGCCCCGGUAAAGGUACAUCACCCUCCCAAUAAAUCACGGUCAUCUGAACCCAUAUCGUUACCAUGCUUGAAAUAUUUUAACUCUUGUGUUGUCCAUGUUUGUGUUCUUUUUUUAUUAUUGAAAAUGAAAACUGGUUCUCAACUAACUUGCCUGGUGAAAUAAAUAAAUAAUAUUGCCAUUUCAAUGACAUAUGUUACAUUAUUUUAUGUCAGUAUUGGGCAAAAGGCAUAAGCUGUCCUGGUUUCAAGAGGCAUUGCUUUUGACUGUGAUAUUAAUGUUUGUUUUCAACUAUUUUAAUAUUUUAUCGUAUGCUAGGCGGCAUCUCUGUGACGUCAGGCAACUCCGGGGUCCCAGAAAUCAGUGGAAGUGUUUACAACAAGACCCAGGUGAGAUAUUUUAUGUAGUCUUUGUUUGUGUUUCAGAUUUGGAUUUAUACUGAACAAAAAUAUAAACGCAACAUGCAACAAUUUCAAAGAUUUUACUGAGUUACAGUUCAUAUAAGGAAAUCAGUCAAUUGAAAUAAAUUCAUUAGGCACUAAUCUAUGGAUUUCACAUGACUGGGAAACAGAUAUGCAUCUGUUGGUCAUGAUACCUUUAAAAAAAAAAGUAGGAUCAGAAAACCAGUCAGUAUCUGGUGUGACUAGGGCUGUUGCGGUGACCGUAUUACCACCACACCGGCGGUCACGAGUCAUGAAGGCAGUCAAAUUCCACUUGACUGUUAAGUCACGGUAAUUAGGCUUCUCCAAGCGCUGCUGCUGGUCAUUAGUAGCCUACCAAACUUGCUAACUGCCUGGUACUCAGCACUCUAUUGUCCCUCUAAUCACUCUGACAUCAAUGCAAAUGUGAUCUAAAUUCUACAUUUACAUUACAUUUCAGUCAUUUAGCAGACGCUCUUAUCCAGAGCGACUUACAGUUAGUGAAUACAUAUUUUUUUAUACUGGCCCCCCGUGGGAAUCGAACCCACAACCCUGGCGUUGCAAACGCCAUGCUCUAUCAACUGAGCUACAUCCCUGCCGGCCAUUCCCUCCCCUACCCUGGACAACGCUGGGCCAAUUGUGCGCAGCCCAUGAGUCUCCCGGUCGCGGCCGGCUGCGACAGAGCCUGGAUUCUAAUUACAUUUUUACAUUUUAGUCAUUUAGCAGAUGCUCUUAUCCAGAGCGACUUACAGUUAGUGAGUGCAUAUAUUUUUUCAUACUGGCCCCCCAUGGGAAUCGAACCCACAACCCUGGCGUUGCAAGUGCCAUGCUCUACCAACUAAGCUACACGGGUGCCAAUCAAACACUUCAUGAGAGCCCAUUAGCUCAUGUUGCGCAACAUUUCUAUAGGCUAUGCAAUUGCGCGAGAAAACAGAGUGAUGGCCUCUACAAAAAAUAAGAGGAUUCCAUUAGAUUUCUAUAGGCUAGGCCUACUAUAUUUAUUUCUCAACUUUCCUAAUAUUAAGCACAUUGUUUAUCUUUACAACAGGAGUAUAGCCUACCUGGCUGGCAUGAAAAUGAACCACAGGAAUAGCAUCCUCCAUUCACUAUUUAAGUGCAUAGGUAUUUUUUCCCGCUGCCCCUGUUUCGAGACAGGUGCGUGAUAAUGGUCCAUUCUAAAUCAAAACAAAUUUCACACAUAUAUUAUUUAGUGUAUGUAAAGAUUAAAUCAAGAAUAGUCUGAUGGGUGACAAUAUUAGCCUAUCACUUGUGAAUUAUAUAUUAUCACUUGUGAAUGAAGCCCAGCAUAAAACUGCCUUUUUUUGCGACUUUUUCAAAUCAUAGUCGCACACCUCAUGUAGCCUAGCCCAAAGGCCUAUAUGUUUUGAUAUGGUUUGUAUCACAACUAAAGUGGCUAAAUAACUUCUUAAAAUUAAACACAUUAAUCCGCUUUACAACAGGUGUAGAGCCUAACUGGCAUACAUAAGCAGCGCGUGAGUUUCAAGUUUGUAUAUAGAUAAUAAAAGGAUUACGUUCAUAAUCGCAUUUGCGGUCACUUUUGAUAAUGGUGUUUUCCCGCUAAUGGAACAUGUGCGCUUAUAGCCUACUGCCAUGUGCGCAUUGCUGCGCUUAUAAUGUGAAGAAAUAGCCUAAUAGUUUAUAAACAUUUUAAGCUAAAUGUUCUGAUCUGUUGCGUCAGCCACAUUGCGUAAAAAAGUUUUGGGUGGAUGCUAGUGGUAGUAUUAAUUUGGGAUCUAUCGCACCCCACAACUGUCCCAGACCAUGUUUGGAAUAUUUAUUUAUUGCACAGAAUAGAAUAGGUCGACUUUUGUACUAUGGGGGAUAGUAGAUUGACAUAGGCUAGUGCUUUUGCUGUUCGUUAGGCCUACUCAUCUUGCUGGCUGACAAGAAGUAAAUGUGGACAGUUCUUCCAAUAUCUUCAAUAUGCACCUCGGAAUUGGAUAAGGACGCGCGCAGUUGCGUCCCGGAUGUGUCUGUCUUCACUUGUAGCCUGUGAGAAAGAUCCGAUCACGUGAUUGAGAGCCAUGUGAGUGAGAGGCGCUUCGGAUUGCGCAGCACUCAGGGAGAAGGGCACAACGCAGCACUCUGGGCCGCAAAAUACCUGGAUUUUUUUAGGGUGCAUUACGGCCACAAAGGGGAUGCCAUCGUGAAAUUCGAGGCAUUAUCAAGUGCUUGUCAAAUUGUGAAUGAGAGACUAUUGAAGAGUGGACAGCCUGCGCAAAAAACAAAGCAGAGCUCAUGCCUUUCAAGCGACCUUUUUCAAAUCCUCAUUAGUCUCAUCAUGCAGCCAUACAAUGUAUUAAAAAUCUAAACAUAUAGCCCAAUGUUUGUAGAACAACUAAAGUUACAUGAAUAACUCUAAAUUAAGCAUAUAGGAGUACCUAUUUCAUUGUUAACCGCUCAAAACAGAAUAGCCGCAUGUGCGCACUCCCUCAAAUCGUUCGGAGAAAAUAUCCUUUCUAUUUUAUUCAGCUUCGUUCAAUUGUAUUCUUCAUACUAUAAAAUAAUAUAAAGUAAUGCCACAGAAUUCUAAGCAAAUCUUGUCUGCUAAAUGAACUAGCGUACCCCACAGCCAUAUGGCAUAGCCACAUCAGGACCUAACACAAGGACAACUCAGAGUAUGCUAUUAUCUUCUUCUAAAAUAGACUACAUUUUCUUCAUAUCAUGAUUCUUUAGACCUGUCUAAAAUAAAUAAUGGAUUUAUUGUGAAGGUGAAGGUUCUAUAUUACAUGGAAUUUUUAAAAUGUAGAUAUUUUUGUAGGUCUGCAUCAGUGGCUUGUCUGCGACAGUUAUUUGCUUGACAGUCACCGGCUGACAACAUUUUGUGACCGCCACAGCCCUAGGUGUGACCACCAUUUGCCUCAUGCAGCGCGACACAUCUCAUAGAGUUGAUUGUGGCCCGUGGAAUGUUGUUCCACUCCUAUUCAAUGGCUGUGCAAAGUUUCUGGAUAUUAGCGGGAACUGAAACACGCUGUCGUACACGUCGAUUCAGAGCAUCCCAAGCAUACUCAAUGGGUGACAUGUCUGGUGAGUAUGCAGGCCAUGGUAGAACUGGGACAUUUUCAGCUUCCAGGAAUUGUGUACAGAUCCUUGCGACAUGGGGCCGUGCAUUAUCAUGCUGAAACAUGAGGUGAUGGCAGCGGAUGAAUGGCGCAACAAUGGGCCUCAGGAUCUCGUCACAGUAUCUCUGCAUUCAAAUUGCCAUUGAUAAAAUGCAAUUGUGUUCUCGUCUGCUAAAUGACGUAAAUGUAAAUGUUCGUUGUCCAUAGCUUAUGCCCGCCCAUACCAUAACCUCACCGCCACCAUGGGGCACUCUGUUCACAACAUUGACAUCAGCAAACCGCUCAUCCACAUGAUGCUAUAUACAUGGUCUGCAGUUGUGAGGCUGGUUGGACUGACUGCCAAUUUCUCUAAAACAAUGUUGGUCUCUUAUGGUAGAGAAAUGAACAUUACAUUCUCUGGCAACAGCUCUGGUGGACGUUCCUGCAAUCAGCAUGCCAAUUGCACGCUGUUGUGUGACAAAACUGCACAUUUUUGUGGCCUUUUAUUGUCCCCAGCACAAGGUGCACCUGUGUAAUGAUCAUGCUGUUUAAUCAGCUUCUUGAUAUGCCACACCUGUCAAGUGGAUGGAUUAUCUUGGCAAAGGAGAAAUGUUCACUAACAGGGAUGUAAACAAAUUUGUGCACAACAUUUGAGAAAAAUAAGCUUUUUGUGCGAAUGGAACAUUUCUUGGAUCUUUUAUUUCAGCUCAUGAAACAUGGGACCAACACUUUACAUGUUGCGUUUAUAUUUUUGUUAAUUGUACUUCAUUACGAUACCCUAUUAGUCCAUCAGGGCUUAUCACCCUGGGAUCAUACACAAACACAUAAUACUCUCUUAUCAAUUAUGAUUUCAAUUCUAGUCCUUGCCAGAGCUUAAGUUUUUUAUGGUAUUUUUUUCUCCAUGGUCGUUUUCUUCCAGAUAAACCUAAUCACUGACCCUGACUUUGCUCUCCGUUUGUCUGUUUCCAGUCCUUUGAUAAGCAGGGUUUCCAUGCGGGGACUCCCCCUCCCUUCAACCUGCCUUCGGCUAUGGGGGGUCCUGGAGGGGCCCCGGGUGGCUACGCUCCCGCCCCCUUCCUCCACAUCCUGCAGCCUGCCCACCAGCAACCCCACUCCCAGAUGCUGCACCAUCAUCUGGCCCAGGACGGACAGGUAACGCAUACACCUGUAGUCUAGAACCUUGUGUAGUGUACAACCUUGUGUUAACAUGCCACACAACGGCACUGGUUAGAUCAGUGGUGGGCAAUCCUACCCUGUGCUUGCAGGCUUUUGUUCCAGCCAAGCAGUAACACCUGAUUCUACUCAAGUCUUCAAUCAAGACUGAUUUGGUGAAUCAGAUUUAUUUCAACAAAAGCCUGUACCAUCACUUUGCCAUCUAGCCAUCACUUUGCCUACCUCUGGUUUACUUAAGCAAUAAGGCACGAGGGGGUGUGGUAUAUGGGCCAUAUACCACAAACCCAGAGGUGCCUUAUUGCUAUUAUAAACUGGUUACCAACGUAAUUAGAGCAGUAAACAGAAAUGUUUUGUUAUACACCACGGCUGUCAGCCAAUCAGCAUUCAGGGCUCGAGCCACCCAGUUUAUAAAUGUCUAUUACAUAUUUGUAUCAGUGUGGUACUUGUGCUGGCCAUAUCCAGUUUGUGACGUUGUCCUCUUGUCUCUGUAUGCAGGGAGGUCCUAGCCAGCGAGGCCAGUCUAGCAGCAUGCAGCAGAAGAGCCAAGUCAACAAGUCCAGCUACGGGAGCUCCCCAUACUGGGGCAACUGA